Molecule: messenger RNA, 4021 nt
Organism: Salvia miltiorrhiza (redroot sage)
Lineage: Eukaryota; Viridiplantae; Streptophyta; Magnoliopsida; Lamiales; Lamiaceae
Product: putative disease resistance protein RGA3
Exons: 3
Coding region: 166-3558 (1130 amino acids)
Biological process (GO): defense response to other organism
Molecular function (GO): ADP binding
Source: RefSeq, a predicted model, not a curated record
CUACCACUUCCCCUUGCCAAAAAAGAUGACUCCAUGAGAUUACAAUCUAUUGAAAAAAUGAAAAACAAAAACUAGAUCUAAAAAGAAACUGUAACUCUGGUUCAGUUUGCUCCAUCUCUCUCUCUCUCACAGACAUAGAAGAAAGAAUCUCUCUAAUCAGAAACAAUGGAAGGAGAAGCUGCUGCAGCCGUCCUUCAAGUUCUGGUUCAAAACCUCAUCGAUCAUUCAAAGAAAGAGAUCUCACUAAUCAGAGGUCUCGACAAAGACGCAGCAAAGCUAACUGGGAGUCUCGACACCAUCCAGAAAUUCCUCAACGACGCUGAGCAGCGCGCCAUCCCCGGCGAGGCUGUCAAGAGCUGGCUGAAGAGGCUUGAAGACGUGGCGUUUGAUGCUGACAAUGUUUUGGAUGAACUCAACUAUCGUAUUCUCUCCAAAGAAAUUAAUUAUAAGGCCACCAAAUCCAUGAAGGAAAAGGUACUAUCAUGCUUCUCAUCCUUCAGUCAUAUUGCACGUCCCCGAAAUAUGGCUCUUAGAAUCAAAGAAAUCUAUGAGAGUUUGGAUUCCAUCAACAAAGAGGCCACCGAGCUAGGCCUUGUUGGGAGGCUUGCCAAUGAGCCCACUUUGGUUAUUACUGCUUUGGAAACUGAUUCAUACACUCUUGAUCCAAUUUUUAUUGGAAGAGAUGAUGUUGAGUCGGAAAUAGUUGAGAUGCUUACCAAUAGCAUCACAACUGAUGAAGGAUCAGUUUCCAUCCUUGCCAUUGUCGGGAUGGGGGGACUGGGGAAGACAACAUUGACUAGGAAAGUCUUCAAUCGCCUAAAGAAUGAGACUCGAUUUGGAUCACAUAUUUGGGUGCAUGUUUCCCCAAGUUUUGAUCCAAUCAUUCUUUUCAAGAAAAUUCUCAAAGAGUUGACUUCUACUGAUGGAGUUGGAGUUGAAGUUGAGAGUAAGCAAGAUAUUCUUUCAAAGCUUCAAAAAGCUUUCAAAGAUAAAACAUAUCUUCUUAUUCUUGAUGAUAUAUGGAAUGAAGAUCUUUCGAAAUGGGAAUAUUUUAUCAAUUCCUUGUUGGGAGUUACUUCUAUUAAGGGAAAUGCAAUUGUUGUUACCACCAGAAGUAUGAAGGUUGCUUCAAUUGUGAAUCCCCUCCAUACACAUGAGUUGGAAGGCUUAUCAGCGGAACAUUGUUGGUCGAUAAUGAAAGAGAAAACAUUCGGGAAAAAAGAUGUUCCGUCAGAAUUUGAGGCCAUUGGGAGAAAGAUAGCAAGAAGGUGUCAAGGUUUGCCAUUAGCUGCCAACGUAGUUGGGGGAAUACUGAGCAAUCAAUCUGAGGAAAAAUGGCGUUCAAUCGAGGAGAAAUGGCUUUCACCCGAUGAAGGAGGAGAUAAUAUCACAAAAAUAUUAAGAUUGAGCUAUGAUAAUUUGUCUCCGUCAUUACUUAAGAAGUGCUUUGCUUACUGUGCCAUGUUUCCUAAAGGCUCCGAAAUCAGGAAACGGGAAUUGAUUGAGAUGUGGAUGGCAGAAGGUUUUCUUCAAGUUGAUGAAAGGGAUGACAUGGAGUCCGUGGGCGAAAAAUUUAUCAACGUUCUUCUGCACAACUCUUUACUGCAAGUUUCAAAGAGAGAUCAUGACGGAAAUGUAAAAAAGUGUGGCAUGCACGAUCUUGUGCACGAUCUCGCUUGUUCUGUUUCAACUUCCUCUAGCAAUACAUGUGGUAGCAGCCGAGUUCGAUACAUGUCUCUCAAAGAAAAAUCAAGUGAGGGCAAAUCAAAAGAAAUGGCAAAAUAUUUGCGAACAUUAUUAAUAUCAUUCUAUGGUGGUAGAUCUCUUAUCAACUUCUCAGACUUGGAAAGUCUGCAUGUUUUACGUCUUGAUGAAGGAGUUGAAGAGUUGUCAAGAUCGAUUCGAAAGUUGAUACAUUUGAGAUAUUUUGACAUUUCACACACAAGAAUUGUAUAUUUGCCGGAUUGGAUUGGUAAAUUCUUUCACUUGCAGACAUUCAGAGUAGAUGCACCAUAUUUGACAGAACUGCCAAGUACGAUUAAGUACUUGAUUAACUUGAGGCAUCUUUAUAUUAACGAGCGUGCAGAGUUGCCUAUAGGAAUUGGGAGAUUAACUUCUCUCCAAACGCUAAAGUACUUUCCAGUGGGCGACGAGAAUGGCUGCAAGAUUGAAGAGCUUGGGAGUUUGAAUAAUCUUAAAGGAGAGUUAAAUAUUCGCAAUCUCGAAAGGGUUCAUGACAAGGAAGAGGCUGGAAAAGCGAAUUUAUUCAAGAAGUCAAAAAUAUGGAAGUUGUGUUUGAAAUGGGAUGAAGACAGAGAAGGUGAAACAAAUGAUGAGAAUGUAUUGGAAGGCCUUCAACCUCACCCAAAUCUGAAGGUGUUGGAAAUUUUCGGAUUCAAUGGCAAAAGAUUUCCAUUAUGGACUCAGAAGAUGGCAGUUCGAGAUCAAGACUCUUGGGUGGUACUUAACAAGUUAACGACGUUAACACUCUGCUACUGCUUUGAAUUUGAAGAGAUGCCAAUGUUGGGGCACUUGCCCAGUCUCAAGUACCUUGUGUUGGCAGGAUUGUACAAUUUGAAGUGUAUGAAUUCUUCAUUCUACGGAAUGGUGAACAAGGACACACGCGUUGUUUUCCCAGCUCUCGAACUCCUCAUCUUGCAACGAAUGCCUAAGCUGGCAAAGUGGGCAGAAAUUGAAAUUCCGGGUGGAAGUGAAGUGAAGGUAUUUCCUCGCCUCCAACAUUUGCAAAUUGAGAGUUGCGUGCAAUUGGUGAGUGUCCCAACUGAUUUGUUAUUCAACCAAGCUCUCUCUGAUUUGGAAAUACGUGAGUGCCCAAAUUUGAGAGAAUUAUCAGAUAGCCGCGGAGAACAAUCACAAGGAAGAAGCUUCACAUCCCUUCGCAAUCUCUGGAUUCGUGAAUGCGAAGCAUUGGAGUAUUUGCCAUGUGAAAUGCUAGGAUUCUCUCUUGAGGAGCUGUCAUUGAAGAAUCUAAGUAGCCUAAAGAAUCUACCAAGGGUAAUUGCCUGCCUCCCAAAUUUGCCUCGUCUGACACAUUUGACAAUCGAAGGUGUUCCUAAUUUUAUGACCACUUGUCGUCUUGAGAUUUCGCCUUUUCCCAGCUUGAGAGGCAUGAGUAUCGAUGCCAGUACGGGGGAUUCAAGCUCGAUGGAGACCGUGGAUGCCAUAUUGCAAGGAUGCUGCCACUCACUGAAUGAUUUAUCUUUGAAGGGGAUGGAAAGUUGGGAAUGCCUGCCGGAAUCAAUUCAACAUCUCACUGCUCUUUCUAAGUUAAAGUUAGAUAAUUUUGGAAUGGAAGAGUUACCUGAAUGGUUUGCAAGCCUCUCAUCUCUAGAGCACUUAUCUUUAUGUAACUGCAAAAGGCUAAGGCGUCUACCAUCUAUGGAUGCAAUGCGGCGCCUCACAACAUUGAGAUUUCUAGAAAUUAAGGGUUGCCCAGAAUUAGUGAUUAAAAGUGAGGCAACUGAUUCUGAAUGGCCCAAGGUUUCCUAUAUUCACAGCAUUGGAAUUGAUGGCUCAUACAUUACCCGUGACGGUUGAUUUGAAGUGGCAUAUAAGCUUGAUAAGUGAUGCUAUUGAAUGCCUAAUUGAACAGAGGUCUGAUUCUGGUGAAGAAAAAAGAGUUUCCAUUUGAUGCCAGCAGCUUGGUCGAUGAUUUACGUACUCUUAUGUCUUUGUUACACACAAGCAGUGUUGAAGAUGAAGAUAGUGAAACAGAGGAUUCAACAGCUGUGGAAGUUGAACCCAAUCCCAGCUAGCAAAAAGGGAAAAAAGGAAAGAAUAAGAAUAAAAACAUGCCAAAGAAAGGGAAGGGGGUAAGAAGAAGAGGUAGCUAGCUAUUUCCAUUUCUUGAUGAAUGCCUAAUAUUGAGGCUUGCUAGCUUGAAUUUGAUGAAAUAGUUUUGAGGCUUGCAUGAGUUGUUUAACAAGAUUUAGGAUUUAUGAUGAUUCGAGCUGUAAACUGGUGGAGCACAAUUUGAUGUAAAUGCAUUGAAUUUGUUGUA